GCGGAAGUUGUUGGCUGCUUCUGCAAAGUGCAGGCAGCUUUUAAGGCUAACACGCCUCUCAGCGUGUUUUACCUCUUUGACAUCGUAAAGGAAAACUAUGAAAAUGUUCGAAAUGUGCGUAAGAAGAAGUCGGCACGUCCAGGGAAAUGAUUUUCACCGACAUCGCCUCUGAAGAAGAGGAUAAGCUAACGUAAAGAAACCCGGAAGUGUUGUUAAAGCUCCCAGCAGCCACAGACACAAUGAGUGCCAAAUAUGGCCUGGUGAGCUACAACAGUUCACGGAAGCACCUUUCGAUCUCCAUCCCGUCGUCUACAGAGGUGAUGUCGCCCCACAUAAAGUCUGUGGAGGAGCUGCGGGUCCUGGGAAUCAACCUGAGCAGCUUCAGUACCCCCACACAGUUCUUGAUCUGCGUGGCUGGAGUCUUCCUCUUUUACCUCAUCUAUGGAUACCUGCAGGAGUUGAUAUUUUCAGUGGAAGGAUUCAAGCCUUUUGGUUGGUACCUCACUCUGGUCCAGUUUGGCUUCUACUCCAUGUUUGGUCUAGUGGAGCUUCAGCUCACACAGGACAAACGCAGAAGGAUACCAGGGAAGACCUACAUGAUGAUAGCAUUUCUAACAGUGGGCACUAUGGGCCUGUCUAAUACCUCUCUGGGCUACUUGAACUACCCUACACAGGUCAUCUUCAAGUGCUGUAAACUCAUCCCGGUCAUGAUUGGAGGAGUGUUUAUACAAGGUAAACGCUAUAAUCUUGCUGAUGUGUCUGCUGCUCUCUGCAUGAGUCUGGGACUCAUCUGGUUUACGCUAGCUGACAGCAAAGUGGCCCCCAACUUCAACGUCACAGGUGUUCUCCUCAUCUCCAUGGCACUAUGUGCUGACGCCGCCAUUGGAAACGUGCAGGAGAAAGCAAUGAAACUCCACAAUGGCUCCAACUCUGAAAUGGUGCUGUACUCGUACUCCAUCGGUUUUGUCUACAUACUGACAGGCCUGCUCUGUGUGGGUGGGCUGGGACCAGCAGUGGCAUUCUGCUCCGAACAUCCCGUGAAGACGUACGGUUAUGCUUUCUUGUUCUCUCUUACGGGUUAUUUUGGCAUCUCCUUCGUGCUGGCCUUGAUCAAGCUCUUUGGUGCCCUGGUUGCAGUGACAGUGACCACCGGGAGAAAGGCCAUGACUAUCGUACUUUCCUUCAUGUUCUUCGCCAAACCUUUCACUUUUCAGUACAUCUGGGGCGGCCUUCUGGUAGUCUUUGGCAUCUUCUUGAAUAUUUACAGUAAACAAAAAGACAAAAUGAAGCUUCCUUCCAUCAUGGACGUUAAGAGCUGGCUGCUGACAGGAAAGAAAGUCAGAUUUCUCUCACAAAACGUAUAGAAGGCACCCACAGGCGUAGCGGAAGUCCUGCGCUGACUGUCUGUCUGUUCAGAUGUAGAGUUGGCCCACCUGUCUCGGCAGGUAUGCUGAAGCACGUGCCCGAGCUACGAGCCUGAGCUACGAGCCUCUUCACCACCAACAUUGAGCCAAGGAUUAAUCCAGGAUCGGUGAUGGAGUUGCUGUGUAACAUUUCUAUCUACCAGUACACCACUGGCUUAAAUUACUCAAACUCUCUGCAGCAAACUGAAGGAACUGUAACUAUUUUUUACAAGGGGAUCAAUGUUAGUGGGCUCUUUGAAAGCAAUGCUUCAGAGCCCCACAGAAACAUUCCCGACAUGGAGGACAACACUGAGGACUCUUUAAAGGGAACCAGCGCCUUAGCAAACCAAAUCGCACACUUUUGCACUGGAAAUGACUUGUAUACUUAAGUGUGGUUGGAAACAAGUGAAAUGUUGUAAAGCAAGAGUACAGAGUGACAAGCUUAUCUGUCAUGUCUGAAAUGAAUGUUUGUCCCACCACCACCACCACCCUAAAAGGAAAAAAAUACAUACUGAUAAAAAAAAGCAUAUUUGCCUCCGCAUGUGCCAAAAAAACAGGAAAAAAAAAAACAUUUUAAAUAAUCAUUGUCUUGAUGAAAGUUGCUUUUUUUUCAUAGUAUAUUGGUAAUUUAUAUCUGACUGUGCCCUGAUUCAUGAAAAAUGUGUUGUGUGUUGACAUUUUUGGGAAUAUGGAGACCUCUUUACAUCAGUACAUCGAAAAAUGUCAAUUGCCAUAAUUUGCUAACCAUGUGUUUGGGUGAAAGGGUGCCACUCUUUUUACAUUAAAACAAACUGAGGUGUGUGUGUGUCUGUGUGUGUCUGUGUGUGUGUGUGUCUGUGUGUGUGUGCGUGUGUCUGUGUGUGUGUCUUGAGAGAACAUUUGAAAUGUUGCCAAUGUGUGUGGUUAUCCAUCCAGUGGCCUUAGGCAUGUUUGAUUAGGAGUCCUGAAAAAAAAAGGAUACCACUGCUAGACAGAAAACACACAGCAGCCUUCACUGUGCCUCGGCUGUCCUAUUCAUUUGGAUCUAUCCUGUGAUUGUUUGUGUCAUUCACAUGAAUGCAGUCUCCAUUCACUCUAAAUGAUGAUGUGAUGAAGCUCACACCUGGUCCUUCCUCUGUUGGCCCAUUCAAGGAUAUUAUGGUGAGAUCUUUUAGGAGAUGUUUCAACCAAUUUACAUUAUUGUGUAACAGUAGGUGGUUGCAUAGUAAUCUUUGCUGUUUGUAUUGUGCUGUGUUUCAUGCAGACACCCCCUUCACUGACACCUGGCUUUUAGUAUGACUAUCACUGUGCAACUGAGUUUAUAAUGGAAAAAUGUAUUCCAGAUAAUCAUUGCCCAAGAGAUCUGUGCUGUUCAGUGCUAUUCACUGUUUAUCAUAUUUAAAAUAUCCAAAAACAAGUUUCUAAUUUUGGUCUAUUAAUGUAAGACGCGUAAAAUCUAUCAUUUUAUUGUGAGUCUAAAUGUCCACAAAAUUAUGACCAAAUUCUCGUCCUGAGAUACAUGAGUUGUCAGCUGCAGGGCUGCAAAGUGAUUAGAGACACCGUCCUUCAACCUUGGACCCAGAGUCCUCCCUGUCAGAGUGCCCUGGAGCAAGAAUCCAGCGCUGAUGUUCUGUCUGCUGACCAUGCAUUGUGACCUCUCAAUGGAGAUACACAGGUGAGAAGAGAAUUUCCUUACAGGGGUCAAUAAAGUGUUAGAUUACACAUGCCCAGUACUGAAAAUCACACUUUGUUUAAUUGGUUGCAAACCCAAAAGGCCCAAUCAAGAAGAAAUAUAAAAAAAAAGGCUAGAAAUAAAUGUUUGAGAAGA
Molecule: messenger RNA, 3210 nt
Organism: Perca fluviatilis (European perch)
Lineage: Eukaryota; Metazoa; Chordata; Actinopteri; Perciformes; Percidae
Gene: slc35b3
Product: solute carrier family 35 member B3
Exons: 10
Coding region: 240-1364 (374 amino acids)
Biological process (GO): transmembrane transport
Cellular component (GO): Golgi membrane; endoplasmic reticulum membrane
Molecular function (GO): 3'-phosphoadenosine 5'-phosphosulfate transmembrane transporter activity
Source: RefSeq, a predicted model, not a curated record